GCCCGGGACCGCAGACGGCGCCCGGCGGCGGCGCGAACGGCAGCGAGUAGGGUUGCUCCGAGCUUGCUGUUCACCGCGACUUCUCGCGCAGGGCCCGGCCGUACUAGGACCCGCGGCCUGGGCGACGCUGGAGGAUGCGGACGCGGAGGCAGCCUGGCGUAGCGGCGGCGGGAGACCUGGUGCGCUGCAGGUCAGAAGUUGAGUAGCAGAGGCCCAGGAGGGCUCGAAACCUUCACAGCGAUGGCAGAAAAGCGACCCCUGAGAACCCUGGGGCCUGUGAUGUAUGGCAAGCUGCCCCGCUUAGAGACAGACUCGGGGCCCGAGCACAGCCUGCACCACUCUGUUGGUAACCAGGACCCCUGCACCUACAAGGGGUCCUACUUCUCCUGCCCCAUGGCGGGUACUCCCAAGGCCGAGUCUGAGCAGUUGGCGUCCUGGACCCCAUACCCACCGUUGUAUUCUACCAGUAUGGCAGGACCCCCACUUCGGACGGAUAACCUGCUGACCAACUGCCUGUUCUACCGCUCGCCAGCAGAAGGCUCUGAGAAGAUGCAGGACUCCAGCCCUGUUGAGCUCCUGCCUUUCAGUCCCCAGGGUCACUCCUACCCAGGUCCGCCGCUGGCAGCGCCCAAACCUGUCUACCGCAACCCUCUGUGCUAUGGACUCUCAACUUGCCUGGGGGAAGGAGCAGUGAAGAGGCCACUGGAUGUUGACUGGACUCUGGUGACUGGGCCCCUGUUGCCUUCAGCUGACCCACCCUGCUCUCUGGCCUCAGCUCCUAGCAAGGGCCAGACCCUGGAUGGCACCUUCUUGCGGGGGGUGCCAGCUGGGGGGUCCAGUAAAGACUCCUCGGGGAGCUUCUCCCCAUGCCAGCCCUUCCUGGAGAAGUAUCAGACCAUCCACAGCACGGGCUUCCUGGCCGCCAGGUACACAGGUCCUUAUCCUAGGAACUCCAAGCAAGUAAUGUCCGAGGGGCCAAGUCCUUGGACCCAGCUGGCCCAGCCCCUGGGGCCACCCUUUCAGGACACCGGGCCCACCCACUACCCGCCGCCCCACCACCCACCACCCCACCCUCCACAGGCCCUGCCUUGCCCUCCAGCCUGUCGCCACCCAGAGAAGCAGGGUAGGUACAGCCCAGCACUCCCCCUGCAGCCUCUGGGGGGCCACAAGGGGACCGGGUACCAGUCUGGUGGGCUGGGCAGCCCCUACCUGAGGCAGCAAGCAGCCCAGGCACCUUACAUUCCCCCGCUGGGGCUGGACACUUACCCCUACCCCUCUGCCCCUCUCCCAGCACCCUCUCCAGGCCUCAAGCUGGAGCCGCCUCUCGCUCCACGGUGCCCAGUGGACUUUGUCCCCCAGACACUGAGUUUUCCUUAUGCCCGGGAUGACCUCUCUCUCUACGGAGCAUCCCCCGGGCUUGGAGGGACGCCACCUUCCCAGAACAAUGUGCGGGCUGUGCCACAGCCUGGUGCCUUCCAGAGGGCAUGCCAGCCUUUGCCAGCGAGCCAGCCCUGCUCAGAGCCUCUAAGGCCUGCACAGGAAGCCGAAGAGAAGACCUGGCUUCCCAGCUGCGGGAAAGAGCAGCUCCAGCCCCAGCUCAGUGAGCACUCUGGGCCGCCCAUCGUCAUUCGAGACAGUCCAGUUCCCCGUACCCCCCCAGCACUGCCCCCCUGUGCCCGGGAGUGCCAGUCUUUUCCACAGAAGGAGGGCGCAAGGCCACCCAGCUCUCCACCAAUGCCUGUCAUAGACAAUGUCUUCAGCCUGGCUCCCUACCGUGACUAUCUGGAUGUGCCGGCACCCGAGGCCACAACUGAGCCUGACUCUGCCACAGCUGAGCCUGGCUCAACUCCAGCCACCAAUGAAGGUCAGGACAAAGGCUCCAGGGGGACCCCGCUCGCCCAGGAGGGCCCCUCAGGGAGUGAGCCCCUAAGGGGCUCACUUAAAGAGGAGGUAGCCCUGGAUUUGAGUGUGAGGAAGCCCACAGCAGAGGCCUCCCACGUCAAGGCUCCCAGUCCUGUGGAGCAUGCCAAGCCCACUGCAGUCAUGGACGUGCCGGAUGUGGGCAACAUGGUGUCAGAUCUGCCAGGCCUGAAAAAGAUAGACACAGAAGCACCAGGCUUACCUGGGGUGCCAGUGACCACAGAUGCUAUGCCAAGUACCAACUUCCACAGCUCUGUGGCCUUCAUGUUCCGAAAGUUCAAGAUCCUCCGUCCGGCACCUUUGCCUGCAGCUGUGGUCCCGUCCACACCCACCUCAGCUCCUGCUCCCACACAGCCUGCACCCACCCCCACAUCUGGGCCCAUUGGACUGCGGAUUCUCGCUCAACAGCCCUUGUCCGUGACCUGCUUCAGCCUGGCACUGCCCAGCUCUCCAGCUGUAGCAGUGGCCUCCCCUGCCCCUGCUCCAGUUCCAUCCCCUGCUCCGGCUCCAGCUCAGGCUCCAGCUUCAGCCCAGGAUCCAGCUCCAGCUCCAGUUGCAGGCCCUGCUCCGGCAUCUACUUCAGCCCCAGGGGACUCCCCGGAGCAGCACUUUACAGGACUACACGCGUCCCUGUGUGAUGCUAUUUCUGGCUCUGUGGCCCACUCUCCUCCAGAGAAGCUUCGUGAGUGGCUAGAGACGGCUGGGCCCUGGGGCCAGGCUGCGUGGCAGGACUGCCAGGGUGUGCAGGGGCUGCUGACCAAGCUACUGUCCCAGCUGCAGCGCUUCGAUCGCACCCACCGGUGUCCCUUCCCCCAUGUGGUGCGAGCUGGUGCCAUCUUCGUGCCCAUCCACCUGGUAAAGGAGCGGCUCUUCCCUCGGCUGCCACCCGCUUCUGUGGACCAUGUGCUGCAGGAGCAUCGUGUGGAGCUGCGGCCCACCACGCUGUCAGAGGAGCGGGCACUGCGGGAGCUUGCCCUGCCGGGCUGCACCUCACGCAUGCUGAAGUUACUGGCGCUGCGCCAGCUGCCCGACAUUUACCCUGAUCUUCUCGGCCUGCAGUGGCGUGACUGUGUACGCCGCCAGCUGGGUGACUUUGACACUGAGGCUGGAGCUGUGUCCUCCUCAGAGCCCACUUUGGCCAGAGAUGAGCCAGAGAGCCUAGCCCUGGCUCGGAAGUCACCGGCCCCCAAGGUCAGAAAGCCAGGGAGGAAGCCACCAACCCCUGGCCCGGAGAAAGCAGAGGCAGCCGCUGGGGAAGAGUCCUGUGCUGCCUCCCCUACCCCUGCUGCCUGUGCCAGCCCACCUGGCCCCACACUGAAGGCCCGCUUCCGCAGUCUGCUGGAGACCGCCUGGCUCAAUGGCCUGGCUCUGCCCACAUGGGGCCACAAGUCAUCAAGACCAGACCGGCCCUCACCCUGCCCACAGCUGCUGGACAGCCAGAGCCAUCACCUGUAGCACUGGUUGCCAGUGCUGUGUGUAUAGUGAUCACUCUCCACCCUUCCCUUGUGCCUGCCCAGCUGCCCCGGGGCCAGGAGUGGAUGCUGGGGUUGGGGCUGGGGCUGCUCCCUUGGAGGGGUUCCAGCUCUGACCCUGGGGCCCACCCAGGGUGGGCUGAGAGCCCCUGAGCUUUUAACACGAGAGUCUUUAUUGGAUGGGACUACUUCCUAUUUCUUGCCUAGAGAACACACAUGGGCUUUGGAGCCCGACAGACCUGGGGUUGAAUCCAGGCUCGUGUUCUUGCUGCAGGACCUGGGCGAGAAACUUCACCUCUGCUGAGCCCUCAUUCCCCAUGUGUAAAAUGGGACAACACAACCUACCUCACAGGGUUGUCGUGGGGAUGCUGCCUGACACAUACCCUGUCCAUACCCUGUCAUGAUGUGCUCUCUGCUUCCUCCCUGGGACAGGGCCUAGAAUUGGAGGCAGAGAACCUUCCUAUAGAAAGUCUUCAUGUGUCCUAGGACUUGGCUGUCGUAGAGUGGUACCUUAGACAGUGGGUGUGACUCACUUUCAGGAGUCACCCUCCAGCAUUUGGGGUUGGGUUGGCCCCACUCCAGCCUGGAGCUCCCUGAGGGAGCCUGCACUCCCUGCUCCCAGUCCCCGCUAUUGGUGCAGGGAUGCAGCCUGGAGCUGGUGUCCUUGUUCUGGGCCUGCUGCUGCCACCCCAGGAGGCCCCAGGCCUGUCCUGAAUUGACAUCAGUUCUUCAAACUGCCUCCCCUACUCCUGGCAUUAUCCCAGGAAAUUACGUUUUCUAGAAGCUAAGCAGCUGCUGGGACUCAGGGACUGAUGCAGGUGGGCUGAGUGGCAGCUCAGUCCUAGAAGGUCUCUGAAUCUGGACUGAGGAUCCUGCUGCUCCCCAAGCCAGAGCCCAUCAGCCAGGCCUGCUGUGAGCCACCUGCCUGCGGAGUGCUGAGCUGAACCAAAGGCUGGCAAGCUCUGGGCCUUAUUUAAGGGAUUGUGAUGGGCCCUGGAGACAGCCCAUUAAAGCAUCUGGCUUGUUUUUGGAA
This is a messenger RNA of Piliocolobus tephrosceles (Ugandan red Colobus), 4425 nucleotides long. RefSeq names its product PRMT2 interacting protein (gene PRMT2IP). The transcript has 3 exons. The record is from RefSeq and is a predicted model, not a curated record. Lineage: Eukaryota; Metazoa; Chordata; Mammalia; Primates; Cercopithecidae. Bases 241 to 3375 code for a protein of 1044 amino acids.